Molecule: messenger RNA, 552 nt
Organism: Protopolystoma xenopodis
Lineage: Eukaryota; Metazoa; Platyhelminthes; Monogenea; Polystomatidea; Polystomatidae
Source: the annotation of a GenBank genome assembly
CCUGAGACACUGAUGAGGGCCCUUGAAUUGCUAAAUUACCUCGCUGCUUUAGAUGACGACGGCAACCUCACUGAUCUGGGCAGUAUGAUGGCUGAGUUCCCAUUAGACCCUCAACUAGCCAAGAUGGUAAUUGCUUCUUGUGACUAUAAUUGCUCCAACGAAUCCCUUAGUAUCACUGCUAUGCUUUCCGUACCUCAGUGCUUCAUGAGGCCAGCGGAAGCGAAGAAAGCUGCUGACGAAGCUAAGAUGCGAUUUGCUCAUAUCGAUGGGGAUCAUCUUACUCUCCUUAACGUAUACCAUGCUUUCAAACAAAAUAAUGAUGAUCAUCAAUGGUGCUACGACAAUUUUAUUAACUACAGAUCUCUGAAGUCUGCCGAUAAUGUUCGUGUUCAACUUUCUAGAAUAAUGGAUAGGUUCUCUCUGCGCCGGUCCAGCACGGAGUUCACUUCCAGAGAUUACUACCUCAAUAUACGCAAGGCCUUAGUCUCUGGUUUUUUUAUGCAGGCAAGGCACUUCAAGAUUUUGACAAAUAGUUACAUAAUUUAUCACUAA